Lathyrus oleraceus (garden pea) is the source of this 390-nucleotide messenger RNA. Its product is annotated as 40S ribosomal protein S28. Gene Ontology annotation, cellular component: ribosome; cytosolic small ribosomal subunit. The coding region runs from base 2 to 199 and encodes 65 amino acids. Gene Ontology annotation, biological process: translation; maturation of SSU-rRNA; ribosomal small subunit assembly. The transcript has a single exon. Gene Ontology annotation, molecular function: structural constituent of ribosome. The record is from RefSeq and is a predicted model, not a curated record. NCBI's taxonomy places the organism in Eukaryota, Viridiplantae, Streptophyta, Magnoliopsida, Fabales, Fabaceae.
GAUGGAGUCACAGAUUAAGCAUGCUAUUGUUGUGAAAGUUAUGGGACGUACUGGAUCAAGAGGACAGGUGACUCAGGUUAGAGUGAAGUUUUUGGAUGAUCAGAAUCGUCACAUUAUGAGGAAUGUGAAAGGACCAGUUAGGGAGGGAGAUAUUCUCACCCUGCUUGAAUCUGAGAGAGAAGCAAGAAGACUCAGAUAGAUGAGUAGUAUUGUUAUCUUAAUGUUUUGUUGCAAGUUUUAAUGAACCGUUACUAUUUUUGGUAGUUAGUUUAUGCCAAUUGUUUGUGUUUAAGUUAAGUUAAAGAUGUUCUGUUUGGUUUAUGUCUUUGGGUAAAACUGUCUCACGACAUUGUGUCCUUUUCUAAUGAUUUAUUUGCUGUAUUGAGACUA